AUGACCAGCCCGUUACCUUCCGUGCACAUCAUUGCACCACCAGCAGCAGCAGCUUUUCCUGCCAUGCUGCGCCACAAGAGCUCGCUUGCAGCUUCUUACGCGUCGUACGUUGUCCGCGUCCACACAAGACACGGCAUCAAGACCCUUUCCUUCGACGUGCUUGCCGACCUUUUCACCUUCACCGCAAAGAAAGCCGCGGAAGACCUCGGGAUCAGUAGCCGCACUCUCAUCCGCGUGUGCCGUUCACUGGGCAUCCGGCGCUGGCCGUACUUGGGAUUCCGAAGUGAGAAGAAUGUUGAGCGCAUCCGCAUGGAGGCCGUGGAGAACCUACGACGAAAGCUCGAGAAAGAAGGCGAGGCGUUGCCAACCGCAGUUCUGCACCCCAACGCGCCCAGUCUUCGUGGUGCGAGUGCUAAACGGCUUUUGCAAGUGAAGAUGCCACAGCUGUGUCUACCGUCUCUGGAGGGACCGGCACCGUCCAAGAUGUCUGCUGUGCGUACAAGCACUUGGUGCUCGUCCCCGACGCUUUCCAACGCCACCACGACCAUUUCCGAUGAUGACGAACGCAUGUCGGAGCCUGACGAGAAUGACUUCGUGGCUCAGCCCACAGCAUCCUUCCCUGCCCCCUACACUCCAGCAGCGCCAUUAUUAACCCCACCGCACACGGUGCACAACAGCUUCAACCUCGAUGUCCAGCGUGUGAGCCCUAACAAGGAGUCACGCGUCGUCUUCUCGAGCAUGAAGCCACCGACGACGUCGCCCAUUCCAUCACUGAACCUACUCGUCGACGCCUCCAUCCUCACCAGCUUCAAAAAUGUCCUACCGGCAAUGCAGGUCUAUCAAGAGGACAGUGCACACCAGCCCCCUCAGCCCCGAACCAUGUCGAUGCAGGACAUUCUGACGCGCCACUGA
Phytophthora infestans T30-4 is the source of this 912-nucleotide messenger RNA. RefSeq lists its product as uncharacterized. The transcript is spliced from 2 exons. The record is from RefSeq and is a predicted model, not a curated record. The coding region runs from base 1 to 912 and encodes 303 amino acids. Lineage: Eukaryota; Oomycota; Peronosporomycetes; Peronosporales; Peronosporaceae.